AGAACUCUAACACUAUAGUUUAGUCCACUGAUUUGAUCUUCAUUUGUAUAUUUAAAUUAUCAUUCUUCUCCCUCCCCAAAUCCCCUAUCUAAUCCUCCAUUUUCUUGUUCAAUAACAUCAAUAUCCCUUUCCCUCUUAAAGUCCGAAGAACCAAACCAAAGAAACCCCACAAAAGUUCUAAAACCAUCACUCUCUGCCAGCAACAACCAUUUCUCUUCAAUUCCAUUUCCUUAUCUGCAAGUAACCCGAAAGAUUCCAAGGAAUAAAGCACCGAAAGCUCUGCUUCCAUAUCCUUAUCUGCAUUGCCAAUCUUUCAAGGAAGCCUUGUGCGAAGAAGAGAAAAAGAUAAGAUUUUUGUUGUUGUUGCGACCCUAACCCUAGCCCCAUAGGCAUUGUGCAAGGAAAUAACAGAGAACCCAAAGUGGGAAUUGGUAAAUAGUCCAAGAUUUGGGAAGAAUGAUGUCCCAAAUGAAGCACAUUGACCAUAUGUCAUCGUCCCCGGGUAAGUUCAAGGAGAAAUCAGCUUACAAUAGGAUUAGGCUGCAAUCUUCCCUUGCCAAGCUCACUUUUUGGUCAUUUGUGUUCUUGGGCUUGAUCUAUGUGUUCUUCUUCAGAGACCCUUAUUCUUCUUCUUCUUCUUUAUCUUCUUCCAUGCCUGCAUCCACGGAUCUCCAUAGGAGGUCUCUCAGAACCAGCUUUCAUGGCGGUUCUGCCUGGGAGAAGAGAGUUAGGGCCUCUGCUAAGGUUAGGUCAAGAAAUGGUGUUUCUGUUUUGGUUACUGGGGCUGCUGGCUUUGUUGGGACUCAUGUCUCUGUUGCCCUCAAGCGCCGUGGAGAUGGCGUUGUGGGGCUUGAUAACUUCAAUGGCUAUUAUGAUCCUUCAUUGAAGAGAGCCCGGCAAGCUCUGCUAGACCGCUCUGGGGUGUACAUUGUGGAGGGAGACAUCAAUGAUUCCCAAUUAUUGAACAAGCUUUUUGACAUUGUUCAAUUCACUCAUGUAAUGCAUUUGGCUGCCCAAGCAGGUGUGAGGUAUGCUAUGGAAAAUCCUAGCUCCUAUGUGCAUAGCAACAUUGCUGGCUUUGUUAGCCUUCUCGAGGCUUGCAAGAGUGCCAAUCCUCAGCCCGCUAUAGUGUGGGCGUCUUCGAGUUCUGUUUAUGGAUUGAACACAAAGGUCCCGUUUUCAGAACGGGACAGGACAGAUCAGCCCGCUAGUCUCUAUGCUGCCACGAAGAAGGCGGGAGAGGAAAUUGCUCAUACGUAUAAUCAUAUCUACGGGCUUUCCUUGACCGGAUUGAGGUUUUUCACGGUCUAUGGACCGUGGGGUAGGCCAGACAUGGCUUACUUCUUCUUCACGAGGGAUAUUUUGAAAGGGAAGUCAAUUCCCAUAUUCGAGGCAGUUAAUCAUGGAACGGUUGCCCGGGAUUUUACCUACAUUGAUGAUAUAGUCAAAGGUUGUUUGGGAGCAUUGGAUACUUCAGAGAAGAGCACAGGUAGUGGCGGUAAGAAGAAGGGCCCUGCUCAGUUGCGUGUGUUCAAUCUGGGGAAUACAUCACCCGUGCCCGUAUCGGAUCUCGUGAGCAUUUUGGAAAGGUUGCUAAAGGUGAAGGCAAAGCGGCAAAUAACAAAGUUACCAAGAAACGGAGAUGUGCAGUUUACACACGCGAAUAUCAGUUUUGCACAGAGGGAGCUCGGGUAUCAGCCUACGACUGAUCUGCAGACAGGUUUAAAGAAAUUCGUUAGAUGGUACCUCGGUUACUAUGGUAAUGGAAAGACGAGUGCCCAUUGAUACAUUCUUUCGAUUGUGUGGUAGGACCAUUCAGUUUCUUCACUUUCUUGUUUGUUUCAUUCUUAUGAUUGUUUUAACCUAUGCUGUACUGCUCCAUUCUCUCGCUCUCUGUACUUUAAUGUUGCCACAUAAGGAGCAAAUAUCAUACGAUAAAGUUUUUGUGUUGGUCAUACAUUGUUGGUUAACGACGAA
This is a messenger RNA of Ipomoea nil (Japanese morning glory), 1977 nucleotides long. RefSeq names its product UDP-glucuronate 4-epimerase 3-like. Lineage: Eukaryota; Viridiplantae; Streptophyta; Magnoliopsida; Solanales; Convolvulaceae. The record is from RefSeq and is a predicted model, not a curated record. The coding region runs from base 457 to 1785 and encodes 442 amino acids. The transcript has a single exon.